Messenger RNA from Panonychus citri (citrus red mite), 1777 nucleotides. RefSeq lists its product as uncharacterized. Gene Ontology annotation, molecular function: protein binding. The record is from RefSeq and is a predicted model, not a curated record. NCBI's taxonomy places the organism in Eukaryota, Metazoa, Arthropoda, Arachnida, Trombidiformes, Tetranychidae. The transcript has 6 exons. Bases 125 to 1393 code for a protein of 422 amino acids.
UGAUUGUUUUUAUUUUGCAAAAAUCAAUUGAUUAAAUCAAUCUGAUUUAUACCAGUUGAAUUUAUCAGUCCAAAAAAUUGAACGUUCUGUUUGUUAUUUUCUAAAAAUAAUUACAUUUGUGACAAUGGAAUUGACUGAUUUACCUUACGAUUGUUUAUCGUAUAUAUUUGAUUGUAUUCCUGAUCUUAAACUGCUUCUGGAUAUGUCAACAGUUUGUAAACAAUGGAACAUUUUGGCGAAUCAAAGAUUGAAAAAAAUUCGACAUUUACAUGUUGAGCAAGAUAUCGAUUCUGACCUUGCAGCAUCUCCCAAUCAUCUUUACACGAACGAUGUUGGAUUGAUGGAGAGAGUAAAUGUCUCGAAAAUGUUUCCAAAUCUCAAGUUCUUCACCAAAAGUUACACACUCGAAACCACGUGUACCUGUAAAAUGUUGGUCAAUGUUUUAUCAACUUCGAAACCGUUAAUUGGGCUCAUGUGUGAAGCUCCAUGUCUUGCCGCGGGUCCAAAGGAUAUGACUCCUUGUUGCCACGUCGAUAUUGAUGAGAUUGUUAAACAUUGUGGUAGCCUCGAGUAUCUGGAUUCAUUGUAUCGACCUUUUCUUCGUAGUUAUUUCGUAAAAUAUAAAUUUGGUCAGAAUGUGAAAUACUUUGAAAGUUACAUAGAAGGUUACGACUAUUAUGAGGAAGAUAAAGAUUAUGAUGCCAUGUUCAAAGAAAUAUAUUUUCUAUGUUACUACAUACAACAAAUGCCAAAUCUUGAAGUUCUUCGUCUGAGAGAUCCACCGAUUGAACCUCGUCUUUGGCCUUUACCGAAAAACAUGAACCUGAAACGGAUCGAUUUUGAGGACAUUACGACAAACACAUUGGCCUUACAGUUCUUAUCUCGUUUGCCCAAUUUGCGAAGUGUUUCUUUGGACGUUCAAUCAGUGGUAGAUGAAGAUGCUGUUUUCGAAGUUUCCGAUACUUACCCCAAUAUCCAAGAUUGCGCUCUACACGUUGCAAUGUAUCAAAACUCGCCUGUCGGAUCAUCGAAGCUGAUUAAAAGUAUUAUGGUCAAGUUCCCUAAUUGUUCAAACCUGUGCAUUCAUGUGCAACAAGGAAUGACGAUAACUAAUGAGGAUUUGAUCGAGAUAAUCAAAAUGUUGCCCAAUUUAACUCUAUUUGUCUUGGAUGUAUGGAAUUGGGGUGAUGCAAAUACUAUUGAUACAAUCGAUAAAUUCUGUAAAUCAAUAGGUCGUCGAAUAUCCUUUUACUUGCUUCGCGAUAAUGCAAAAUGGAAUGACUUACUUAGAACUGAUUUAUAUACACGAUACGCAUUGAACGAAGAUGUUGAGAAUCAUGUGAAGACCGACAACAAAUUCAUUCGGAGCUUUUUUUGUUGCGAAAAAAAGUAAAAACUCUUCAUCUUUCUGCUAUUAACUUUUAGAUUGUCAAGAUAAUUCGAUUCUUUUUCUUGCCAAGUGUUUGUUUACUUGUUAAUUGGGUAAGAUGAGUGUUAAUGGUUGGAGGUGAUGCUAAUAUUUAUUCAACACACUUAUUCCUGUGUUUGUUUAAAUUAGGUUAGGUCUUCAUUAAAAGGGUCAAAAUCUACAGAGGAAGGCCCGGAGGGCCUGGGACUAUCAAACAAGCGCACAAUUAACCCAAAAUUCAGCUAUAUUUUGACAUUUUGAGCUAAUGGACACCAACAAUAAUUGUUUUGAAUAACCAUUGGCUCAACCUUCAACCAUUAACGCUCAUCGCACUGUUAAUUGAAUCAAUAAAGGAUUCGGAAUCAUUAA